Drosophila busckii is the source of this 2558-nucleotide messenger RNA. It is a transcript of the gene GlyS, whose product is annotated as glycogen [starch] synthase. The transcript has 5 exons. Gene Ontology annotation, biological process: glycogen biosynthetic process. Gene Ontology annotation, molecular function: alpha-1,4-glucan glucosyltransferase (UDP-glucose donor) activity. Lineage: Eukaryota; Metazoa; Arthropoda; Insecta; Diptera; Drosophilidae. The record is from RefSeq and is a predicted model, not a curated record. The coding region runs from base 126 to 2258 and encodes 710 amino acids. Gene Ontology annotation, cellular component: cytoplasm.
GUAUGCUUUGAUCGGCUGGACUAAGCAGUCGUUCCAGCUCUAAACUCACUGCCAGAUAGAGAACGAGAGAGAGGGAGGUAGAGAGAAAGCGAUUAGACGAGGCGAAAGAGAGUGAGCGCUUAAAGAUGAUGCGCCGUCAAAUGUCCUAUCGCUUUGAAGAUCAAGAUGCAUCUCCCAUUGCGCUGAGGAUGAAUCGUCGCUUUUCACGCGUGGAGUCCGGCGCGGACCUAAAGGAUUACUUUGAUCGUGGCGAUAUUGCAUCGCGUGAGAAUCGCUGGAACUUUGAGGUCGCAUGGGAGGUGGCCAACAAAGUCGGUGGCAUCUACACGGUCAUACGCUCUAAGGCCUAUGUCUCCACCGAAGAAAUGGGCGAGCAGCUGUGCAUGAUGGGGCCCUACAAGGAGCACUGUGCACGCACCGAAAUGGAGGAGCUGGAGUUUCCACGUGGCAAUCCACUGCUUGAUGCUGUGAACGCACUACGCUCGCGUGGCUAUAAAAUUCAUACUGGUCGCUGGCUGGUGGAUGGUAAUCCGCAGCUCAUACUCUUCGACAUUGGCUCGGCUGCAUGGAAGUUAGAUCAGUUUAAGUCCGAGCUAUGGGAGAAGUGCCAUAUUGGUGUGCCUCAUUUGGAUAUUGAGACAAACGAUGCCAUUAUUUUGGGUUUCAUGAUUGCCGAGUUUCUGGAGGAGUUCCGCAACUGCGCAAUCAAUUAUUCCCAAAACAAUGAGUUGAGUCCGCCUCGUAUUGUGGCGCACUUUCACGAAUGGCAGGCCGGUGUGGGUCUUAUAGUACUGCGCACACGUCUUGUGGAAAUUGCCACGGUUUUCACCACGCAUGCCACACUCUUGGGCCGUUAUCUAUGCGCCGGUAAUACUGAUUUCUACAACAAUCUGGACAAGUUUGCUUGUGACGAGGAGGCUGGCAAGCGUCAGAUCUAUCAUCGUUAUUGCUUGGAGCGUGGCGCCACACACCUGUCGCAUGUCUUUACCACUGUCUCGGAGAUUACGGGCUAUGAGGCGGAGCAUCUGCUCAAGCGUAAGCCAGACAUUAUCACGCCCAAUGGCUUGAAUGUAAAGAAAUUCUCAGCCAUACACGAAUUCCAAAACUUGCAUGCUGUGGCCAAGGAGAAAAUCAAUGAGUUUGUGCGUGGGCAUUUCUACGGCCAUAUGGAUUUCGAUCUGGACAAAACGCUUUACUUCUUCAUUGCUGGUCGCUAUGAGUUUGGCAACAAAGGAGCUGACAUUUUCAUCGAGUCGUUGGCUCGCCUCAACGCCAUGUUGAAGCAUGAGAAACCAGACACUACGGUGGUCGCCUUCCUCAUCUUUCCCACCAAGACCAACAACUUUAAUGUGGACUCGCUGCGUGGUCAUGCGGUCAUCAAGCAACUGCGUGAUACCAUCAACAGUGUGCAGCAAGCCGUGGGCAAGCGCAUGUUUGAUACCUGCCUGAAGGGCCACAUACCCGGCCCAGAUGAGCUGUUGCAAAAGGAUGAUUUGGUCAAGAUAAAGCGUUGUAUGUUUGCCAUGCAACGUGACUCCAUGCCGCCAGUGACCACGCAUAAUGUGUCCGAUGAUUGGAACGAUCCCGUGUUGGCCUCAAUCAGACGUUGCCAUUUGUUCAAUUCAGUGAACGAUCGUGUCAAAAUGGUCUUCCAUCCGGAGUUUUUAACCUCGACAAAUCCGCUAUUUGGCAUUGAUUACGAGGAAUUCGUGCGUGGCUGCCACUUGGGCGUCUUCCCCUCAUACUAUGAGCCCUGGGGCUAUACACCCGCCGAAUGCACCGUUAUGGGCAUACCCAGCGUUACGACCAAUCUGUCUGGCUUUGGUUGCUUCAUGCAGGAGCACAUUAGCGAUCCCAAAUCCUAUGGCAUCUACAUUGUAGAUCGUCGCUAUAUAGGCCUUGAAAACAGCGUGCAGCAACUCUCAAGCUUUAUGAUGGAGUUCUCCAGAUUGAAUCGCCGCCAGCGCAUUAUACAGCGCAAUCGUACUGAGCGCCUGAGCGAUCUGCUUGACUGGCGUACGCUGGGCAUUUACUACAGACAGGCUAGAGUGAAGGCCUUGCAGGCUGUAUAUCCGGAUUAUUUGGAUGAUACUUCCACGUUUGGCUCACGCAGCAAUUUAAUGUUCUCACGGCCACACAGCGAGCCGCCCAGUCCGACCUCAUCGCGUCACACUACGCCAGCGCCAUCUGUGCAUGGCUCCGAUGAUGAGGACUCUGUGGAUGAGGAAACCGAGCUCAAGGAAUUGGGCAUCAAGUAAACUCUGACCUCCGGCUGCAGCGGCCACGCGAACAAAACCAUACAGCGCAAUAUUACAAUAAGUUUAGUAAUUUUGAUUCAAAUUGUUCAGAAGAUAUUUACCUAAUGCUACAAAAAUGUUGUUUCCAUACGCACAUCAGCAACAAUUAGUAGAAAUUUUAAAAUGUUGCCACUAUGAGAAAAUUUAAUUAAAUGUUGUUUAGUCUAUAAGCUGAGAAAAGUGUUACUAUUCGAACCCAAAUUGCCUCAAACUUAGCCCACUAACCAAAACGAAUGUUAUUAAAGGCCAUAUAAAUAACUA